UCAUUAAUUUUUUGCAAGGUCGAGUUUCUGUUUUAGUGUAUUUUCCUGUCACUCUGUCAGUUAUCAUGGCGGUGAUAAAAAUAAAUAAUUGUCAAUUUCGGAAUUGUUUCUAAUUAGUGACAGUAAUUAUUUAUGAAUUGUUGCAAAAAGAAGAAUAUUCGAUCAGCCAUUAUUGAUCCCGUUCAGUUAUUGCGUCAAAUGAAUCAUUUUCGUAGUUAAAAACAGUCAAUUUACAAUGAAUUCAGAUGGUACCCAAAGAAGUGGGGUUAACAAAGACAAUUUACCAUCAAGCAGUCAAGUAACAAAUCCGGACAGCAAUGCUAAUUUAAGCCUAACAACUAAUGAAAGUAAAGGAGCCAUACCUAAAACAAAACUAUCAAAAAUAACCUCUAAAAAGACCAACAACAAUGUGGAUGAGACAAGUGUGUUGACUGCUGACCCUUUAAAAAUUAAUGGCUUUACCAAGAACACUUCGCCUUCUAGCAAUUACUUAAACAAUACGUAUGUAGAAUGCCUUGCAGCAAAUGUGCAAGUUAAUCCUAAAAGCACUGGAUUUGCACAGAGCUCUUUAAAUAUUCCUGUAGAGAAUGAUUUCUUGAAUGGGCCAUACCUACCGAUGAAUAAUUGUAGCUCAAGCUAUGGUGAUUUGGUAGAAGCUGGUGCAAGUUACAGGGAACAAAAUUUGAAAGAUGACAGUUCUAGUGAUGAUAAUGAAUUGUUGUCAUUAUCAGAUGAUGGCUGUAUUUACACCUAUAAAGGGGAUCAAGUGGCUGACUUGCCAAGCUCGUUUUAUAACCUGGAAAUUCCACCGCUGGACGAGGUGCCAGGAAAUGGGCGAGAAGAAAAUUCCAGUCCCGAAAUGGACUUUCUGGAAAUGGACUUCGACCCGGGUCCCUCCGGAGACGCCGACUCUGACUCCAUAUCAAACGCCGAAAUAGACAACGCUGCAAGUUUGCCCUUAGACUCGAAAACUGAGAAGGUCGUGGAACCAAAACCAUGUUGUUCAAAAGAUUUAAACAAUGAGAUCCCCCAAGAAACGAGUAACAUUAACAAAUUCGACAACGGUGUAAAAAGCAAGUAUCUCAACUUGACCAAAACAAUUCCGGAGCCAAUAAAAGAGCCCGUUACUACGACAAAAACCGAAAUAAAAAUGCCAUGGUCGUGCACCCUCUCUGAACGCACUCGAACCGCAAAAUGCCUUCGAAUGGUAAAAAGACACCACAGUUCGAGAGGUGAACUGUCAUCCCCGAGCGAAACCGGCUUAAAUAACGACAUCAAUAUUACAAACUUAACGUCGUUUCAUAACGCCACCGGUAAAAUUUUAAUCGAUGAUAAAAACUCGGUGGCCAUUGAUGUGGAGAAAACCAUGAUCUGGACCCAUCACGAGGCUUGUGUAAAACAGAUCACCCAAGUGGGGCCUUCGGCCUGUGGCGCCACCGCCGUGUUGAAUGUCCUCAUUGCGCUUAGGUUUCCCAUACCGACGCCUGAAAAAGUUCAAGAGUGUGUAAAUACAAGAAUGAGAGCCAAUUCGAGUCCUCUGACCGAGUAUCUACUUUCGAGGAGUCGAGCUGGUUGCACUCACAGAGACUUGAUCCUAGGAUUGUAUAAACUGUCAGAUAAAAGACUCUACUCGAGGUUUUUCGCAAUGUAUCCCGAAAGGGUGGUCAACUUGCAAUCGUGGUUGGGUUACUGGAUAAAAAACGGUGCUGUGCCGAUUGCGACGCUGAAUUUACAAAAGUGUGAAGGGAAUAUUCCCGAUAGUUGGCACCACCAGAUGAUUUUUGGAGUGGGUCCUGAAGGGAUUUACUUAACGAAUCCGCUGGAGUGUAUAGAUCCAGCCGAACUGUGGCCGCAGUUGUCGUCAGAAUCUGUGUUGUUAAUUAGGACUGAAGAUGUGAUUUCGAGGUGGAAUCCGAAGGUGGAUUUACCUCAACUGAUGAGGAUUAAUGACGUGCGAUGGAAGGAACUGAAUGUUGUAGGUCAAAUUGCGAAAGUGGUCCGGGAAAGUCGCAGAGAGACCCGAGCCGACUACAUUUCUACAUCACAUAUUCGAAUUCCAGCCGAGUAUAAAGCCGGUAUCACCCUUGUUAUCGAUAUAAAUUCCCCUGCUUUUACACUGUUACGUCAGUGUCCCGAACUGCCUUUGCUGCAGCCCGAAUAUGCAGCGAGUGCCUUGUAAAAUAGUUGCAGUGAAUUUUAAGCAGUUACAAUUUUGCGCUAUAAGUGCCAUAAUUAGGUUUCAAAUCUCGUUUUGUUGCGUUUUUUGCUGGUGACAGAGGUUUAAUUUGGGAGAAAUUAUUAUUUCGUACUUACAUAUCACACAGCUAAGUAUUUGAUUUGUUAUUAGUUGAUUUCACGCAUAUACCUACAUGUAUACUCAUAUCAUAGGUAGGGUUGUUAUUCUGUACAAACUAAUUUUAAUGCAAUAAUCUUGUUAAUGUAGUUGAAUGUGAUAAACUAUUUUAAUUUUUUAUCUUUUUAAAUAGUGCCAUUGGAUACUAGAAAUUUUCAACCAAAGAUCUAAGUAACGUGACCCGUAAUGGGCACUUUAAUCGCUGCAAUAUUUCUAAAUAAAACUUGGACCCAAAUUCAUAUUUUUGUACCUUACUUUGUUCACUUGAAAUUCCAAUGCAGCAAUUUCUAGUCGCAUGGUUCUGAAAUAACGUUAAUUUUGCUUCACACAGUUAUGCACACUCAAGCAAACAACAAUAACGUCAGUAAUGUAAGUUUUCUUGUAUAUUUUAUAAUCAGCCAGUCUUAUAAAACGAUAAUAAAAGCCACUUUAUACCAGAUACUUCCUUGUUUUGACUUCGCCGACUCAAGUCUCUUUCGGAAUAGACGCAGUACUGACGUUUCCGCCUCGCUCGGGUUCCUACCAUCAAAAGUAUUUAAUUUUUAGUAAAGACACAUCAUCAGAAGUGGGUUCUGAUACUACAUUUCGUUCCCUGCUUCCAUGACCCCCAUCAUUCGUAUUGUAAACAUACCAGGGAUCGGUUUUGAUCCCCGGAAUCCUAAUCCUGGCUUUAAGCGGCGCUAAAAUUUUAUUUAUUAAUGAUUUGCACAUCAUCGACACUUUGGGUUCUUUCGGGUAGACAACUUUGUUGGUGACUUGCUGCAGAAUUGUGGUCAGAACAAUUUUUAACAAUGAGAGGAAUACCUUGACCAAAUCGCGGUAAUUCGUAUCAUCGAAUGGCAAACGGCCGUAAACCAUGGCGAACAGGACAACCCCCAUUGACCAUAUGUCGGAAAAUUGGGGCUGGUAGGGGAUACCUUUGAGGAUUUCGGGGGAAGCGUAAGCGUAGCUCCCACAAAAGGUUUCGCUCAAGGGGGCUUGCCCGUUCUUGACCUUCAUGUGGCCUCUGGCGAAGCCAAAAUCCGAAAGUUUUAUCUCGAAUUCAGUGUUGAGGAGUAGGUUUUCACAUUUGAUGUCUCGGUGUACUACACCUCGCUCAUGGCAAUAGUCGACAGCGUCGACGAGUUGUCGAAACCACUUACGAGCUCGGUUUUCCUCAAUGUAUGACUCUUUGCGAAUUAUUUCUAAAAGACUCCCGUUUUCGGCAUAUUCCAUUAUAAUAUACACUCUGAGCAAAACAAGACAGUAAAGGGGUGCACAAGGCGUAAUUUUAAACCUGUGGGUCGUUUCUAUGGCUUGCAAAAAUCGGAUCAAAUUUGGGUGUUUGAGUCCUUUAACCACUUCGAUCUCCCUUGGUAAAAAUUUCUUCAAGUAGUCUGCCGGUGCUGAAAAUUUGCUUACGAUUUUGACCGCGACAUUCAUGUUGUGACGCUCGCUGUGUGCCAUCUGAAAUUAAUUUGAAAAUUUUAGUAGUUUCGCCUAUUUGUGUGGUAUACGCACCCGCACUGUGGCAUAUGAGCCAGAACCAAUCGUUUUUCCCAAAAUGUAUCCAUGAGAUUCAAGAACAGUUUGUUUCUUGCCUUCUUUAAGUAUCGGCUGGCCUGUUACCACUUGAGUGGUGAUGAUAGGACUGUUGGUUUUUUGGGGAGCGGACAUAACUUGUAAUACCAAAUCAUGUCACUAUAAGCUAAAAUGAUUUAUUCCAUUUUUACUGAAAUUUUGAAUGACACGAAAAUACUAAUGACGUAAGACGUGUCAACAAAAACAAAAUUUUGAAACGUAGGUGACAAUUUUCACUGUUCUUUGCGGGAUUCCAAAAUGGCAAUAAGUUCGUGUAUUUUAUAUAUUAUUAAGACACUUUAAUUAAAUUCAUUAAAGUUAAGUCAAAAUUAUUCGUAUUGUAUAAUUACUUUGCAUUGUUAUCUAGCAACUCGCAACUUCAUAAAUUUAUGCAAAUGGUAGUUAUUGCUUCGGAGUUGGGGAAUUUACCGGAGACGUGCUUUAAUACAACAUACACGGUGAAUAAAAAGUAUGGAACCAAGCGUUUUUUGCAUAAAC
This is a messenger RNA of Tribolium madens (black flour beetle), 4411 nucleotides long. RefSeq lists its product as uncharacterized. Bases 236 to 2179 code for a protein of 647 amino acids. NCBI's taxonomy places the organism in Eukaryota, Metazoa, Arthropoda, Insecta, Coleoptera, Tenebrionidae. The transcript is spliced from 3 exons. The record is from RefSeq and is a predicted model, not a curated record.